Molecule: messenger RNA, 891 nt
Organism: Trichechus manatus latirostris (Florida manatee)
Lineage: Eukaryota; Metazoa; Chordata; Mammalia; Sirenia; Trichechidae
Product: very-long-chain 3-oxoacyl-CoA reductase-like
Exons: 11
Coding region: 1-891 (296 amino acids)
Cellular component (GO): endoplasmic reticulum
Molecular function (GO): oxidoreductase activity
Source: RefSeq, a predicted model, not a curated record
AUGGUGGCGUGCUGGGACGCGCUGGGCGUGCUGGGGGCCCUCACCGCUGCGUGGCUGAUGCUGAGGGCGGUGUGGAGUGCGGGCCGCGCCGUCUAUGUUUUCCUGCUGCCCUCGGUCCGCCGGGGCGCUCCUUGGCUCCGGGCGCACGGAGCUUGGGCAGUCGUGACCGGAGCCACCGAUGGAAUAGGCAAGGCCUACGCACACGAGCUUGCCAGGAGAGGGCUGAACAUCGUCCUCAUCAGUCGAAACCUGAGCAAGUUGGAACGAGAGGCAAAGGAGAUCGAACGGCUUCAUGGUACCCUGACGAGAAUCAUCCAGGUCGACUUCACUGGGGGCCUGGAGAUCUACGGAGCCGUUGAGGAAGGAUUAAAGGGACUGGAGAUUGGAGUACUGGUGAACAAUGUGGGCAUGUCUGUCAGCGUGGUCUUACAGAAAACGUUCGAAGUGGAGAACCCAGCCAAGAGGCUUUCGGAUAUUGUGAACUGCAACAUGUUGUCCGUGGUCCAGAUGACCCGAAUUAUCCUGCCCCAAAUGGUCUCCAGGCGCCGAGGCAUCAUCAUCAACGUCUCUUCUGUGGCUGAAAACCACCCCCACCCACUCUUGGCAGCCUACGCAGCCACUAAGGCCUUUGUGCGAAGCUUCUCCUUGGCGGUGGCCACAGAAUACUCGUCUGAGGGGGUCACCGUGCAGACGGUGAGCCCUUUCGUUGUAUCCACAAAAAUGAGCGGUCACCCCAAAACCGGAUUGCUGGUGAAGACGCCCGAAGACUGGGCGUCGGAGGCGGUGGACACCCUUGGCCUCUCCUCCCACACCUCUGGGUGCCUCAGUCACGCGGUGCAGGAGGGCGCCCUGGAUGCCGCCGCCCUGCCCCCCACCUCCUUCCUCUCUUGA